AGAGGAAAAAUGGAAACAUAUUUUCCUUUGAUUCUGCUUGCCACAGUGGUUAUGGCGAAGCCACUAUCUUUUGGGACAAAAGAAAACCAACUUUCUUACAACUACUACGAGUUUUCAUGCCCAAACUUGGAAACUGUAAUCAAGAGUGAAUCGCUAAGCUUAUUCUUGACAGAUGCUACUGCACCAGCAGCAUUUCUCAGGCUCAUGUUUCAUGACUGCCAAGUUCAAGGAUGUGAUGCCUCAAUUUUGUUGGACUCCAACUACCUUACUUCCAGCUCUGAAAUGAUUUCUUCGAGAAACUUUGGCAUCAGAAAGCGGGACACGAUUAGUCACAUAAAGUCAGUAUUAGAAGAAGAAUGUCCAGGACAGGUGUCUUGUGCAGAUAUCAUUGUAUUAGCUGCUAAGGAAUCAGUGUCUUUCUCUGGAGGACCCCAUAUUCAAGUCCCGCUUGGAAGAAAAGACUCUAGAAAAUGUAGUUUCGAGGAGGCUGAUGCUGAGCUUCCUUCACCGACAAUAACGGUUGAUGAAUUUUUAUCCAUUUUCAUGUCUAAAGGAAUGAACAUUGAAGAAUCUGUUUCCAUUUUAGGAGCGCAUACGCUAGGUGUUGGACACUGCUUAAACAUUGCUGGCAGAUUGUAUGAUGCACGGCCAAGGGACAACAUGGAUUUUGAGUUUGAAGCCUCACUAAGAAUGGCAUGCCCAACUGAGAUUCCUCUGACAAACCUCACAUUUGUGCCUAAUGACAUGACCCCCGUGAUAUUUGACAACCACUAUUACCGAGACAUUAUAAUGGGGAGAGGCUUGUUUGGUAUUGACGCAAGCAUUUCUAGACAUCCCCGAACUGCACCCUUUGUCAUGCGGUUUGCUAUGGAUCAGAACUACUUCUUCGAGGCUUUCUCAUCUGCAUUUGUUAAGCUAUCUUCGACCAAUGUUCUCACAAAUGGGCACGGUGAAGUCCGAAGGCAAUGCAACCGGGUAAACUAA
Messenger RNA from Gastrolobium bilobum, 984 nucleotides. Its product is annotated as peroxidase 29. Lineage: Eukaryota; Viridiplantae; Streptophyta; Magnoliopsida; Fabales; Fabaceae. Gene Ontology annotation, biological process: hydrogen peroxide catabolic process; response to oxidative stress. The transcript has 3 exons. Bases 10 to 984 code for a protein of 324 amino acids. The record is from RefSeq and is a predicted model, not a curated record. Gene Ontology annotation, molecular function: heme binding; peroxidase activity.